Messenger RNA from Motacilla alba alba, 2678 nucleotides. RefSeq names its product stimulator of interferon response cGAMP interactor 1 (gene STING1). Lineage: Eukaryota; Metazoa; Chordata; Aves; Passeriformes; Motacillidae. The record is from RefSeq and is a predicted model, not a curated record. Gene Ontology annotation, cellular component: endoplasmic reticulum membrane; autophagosome. Gene Ontology annotation, molecular function: 2',3'-cyclic GMP-AMP binding; cyclic-di-GMP binding. Gene Ontology annotation, biological process: innate immune response; positive regulation of type I interferon production; autophagosome assembly.
GGGGCAUUCCUGGACAGAAAGCAAUGGGACCCUGAGUGUGUUCUGGACAGUCACUCCCUUUCCCAGCCUGUAUCUACCCAGUUUGGCUCCACGGAGGCCAUGGGUGACCAUGCUGAGAGCUUUGCUGAAGUGAAGGGUCUCCUCUCAUCCCUACAGCCAGUUUUCUUGCCAUUCCAGGUAGCUGGGUCCAUCAGAUGUGAAAUCAGGGUGUGAAAUCCCUGAUGGCUGUUCCUGUCCCAUCCUUCAGGUGUUUGGCAGGGACUGCUGGGAUGACUUGCUCCAUCGCUUUCCCAGGGUCAGAGGUGACAUUGAGCAGGCUGUAGUUCACCUCCUCAAGGCUGGCUGUGAGAUUUCCUUGUCCCACUCACCAGGAACCUCCUGAUUGCUACAACAUUCCAAAGACAUCAGAGAGGAACCUUGCCAGGGCAUCAUCCAUCUCCCUCAGCAUCCCUGAGUGCAUCCCACCUGCUCCUAUAGGCUUGUGUAUGUGUCCCCUAAUCUGUGUUCUUCCAGGAUGGAAAUGCCUCUCCACUGCUUGGAACAAGGAACUAGAAGUCUUCAGGGCCUCACUGGCCACCAAGAGCCUGGCUGCAGGAAGCCCCUGCUGCGUUGCCAGCACUCAAGGGCACUGCUUCCCAACAUGGCACCUCCUGGAAAUGUGUGCGGUGGGAGCAUCCAGGGCACUGUGAGUCACCUUCUGCUAGGGAACUUGAGUCUGUUUUGCCCCUGGCAACCUGCUGAGCUGAAUCAAUGCACUCUUUGAAAUCUGCUGCCCUUGACAGCUGAGAUCUCAAUAAAUUCUGGUUUCCUUCCUCAUUCCAGUUCCCCUCAGACCAUGUCCUGGCAGCCUUGGGGCUUUCCAGGAUGUGCAAGCUCAUGGAUAUCGAAACCUGCUACAGCCGCCAGUGCCUGGAUUUCCUGCGGGUUCAGGAAAGAUCUCAUGGAUGCCCUGUGUGGGAGAGCUCUGGCACUCUACAGGCUGCCCGCCGCUGCCAGAGCUUCUUUCAUUUUCACUUUUCUGCGCGCUUUUCUGUGCAGCUCCACCCGAGCUCCAGAAGCCCGUCCGUCGCGGAGGCUCCGGGUGUGUGUCCGCAGCAGCCUCGGGAAGGAGCCCAGCUGCCCGGGCGGGAGCGCAGAGCUCGGGAACCCCAGCGCAGAACCCGGGGCUGGCGGCUGGAAACUGCUCCGUGCUGCCGCGAGUGCUGAGGACGAGCUGCUGCUCUGGGCGCCGGGGACGAGCUGCUGCUGCCCCCUGUCCGCCGCAGAUGUCCCGGGAGCCGUGGCGGCAGCGCUGCGCCCCGCGGAUCCCGCGGGCCCGGGGCGGGCGGGCGCAGCGCGCCGUGUACCUGCUGCUGGGGCUCUGCGCCGCGGCUCUGCUCCUCGCCGGGCAGCCCCUGGUGCCCACCGCCCGCAGCCUCGCCUUCCACUUCGCCGCCCUGCAGAUCGGGGAGCUGCUCAAGGGCGUCUGCUACCUGGCCGAGGAGAUCUUCCACCUCGACUCCAGGCACCACAGCAGCUUCUGGAAGGCCCUGAGGACCUGCUUCCCCCCACACUGGCACGGGCCCAUGCUGCUCGUCUGUGGCUCAGCCUAUGUGGCUCUCCUCGGUGAUGGGCAGCAACUUGGCCUCCACCUCAUCCUGGCCAGUCUGUGCCAGCUCCUCAUCCUUGCCCUGGGGCUCCGGAAGCCCUCAGCAGUGGAGAUGUCUGAGAUGUCCGAGAGGUCCAAGCAGAACGUUGCUCAUGGGCUUGCCUGGUCCUUUUAUGUUGGGUACCUAAAAAUAGUCCUGCCACGGCUGAAAAAGUCCAUGGAGGAAUUCAGCAGAGCCAAUCCCAACCUGCCAGCCUGCAGGAAGACCUGGAAGCUCCACAUCCUGGUGCCUCUGAGCUGUGACAUCUAUGAUGACCUGGAGAAAGCUGACAGCAAUAUCCAGUACGUGACAGAGCUCACUGAAACCACCCUGGCCCGAGCUGGCAUCAAAAAGAGGGUCUACAAACACAGCCUCUAUGCAAUCACAGAUGAAGAAAACCAGCUCUGGCACUGUGCUGUGGAAUAUGCCACCCCGCUGCAGACCCUCUACGCCAUGUCCCAGGAUGAGUGUGCUGCCUUCAGCCGGGAGGAGCGCCUGGAGCAAGCCAAGCUUUUCUACAGGACCUUGGAGGAGAUCCUGAAAGGCUCCAAGGAGUGUGCAGAUACAUACAGGCUCAUUGCCUAUGAGGAGCCAGAAGAAGCAGAGCCCCACUUUUUGUCCAGAGAGAUCGUGUGGCACUUGCGGCAGGAGCAUCACGAGGAGAUCGCCGUGCUCGAGCAGAGCCACCCGCCCAGCCCAUCCACGGCCCUGGACUCGGCAGAGCUCAACCUGCAGAUCAGUGUGUCAGACCUGCCCCAGCCCCUGCGCACUGACGGCUUCUGACACAGCCCCUCACUGGCCCUUGGGGCUUGGGUCACCCUCCCCCAGCCCCCUUCCUCUUGGAGCACAUGCUAUCCAUGGCUGCAACCCCCAGCUCCCAUCCGAACCUCCUGUGCACCACGGUUACUGGAGCAGCUGACUCAGCCCACAGCCCUGUGACAUGCUUCCCAUUUUCUUUGUUAUGUACAGCUGCGAUGUUCUUCUGUGGGUGUAUUGGUUUUUUAUCUCUUUUAAUUUGUGUCACAUAAAGCACUUUCCUCUUUGUGACAA